AUGGAUAUAAUACGGUAAUACGGAUGUGUCCUCUGCCCAUUUCCGGUUUUCAGUAACUUAACUUUCACUUUGACUGAAUUCGGCGAAACAACCUAGGGUGAACAGGAUUACAGUAUAAAACUUCCAAUUACAAUACGGUGCCAGGGAAGGUAGCAAUGGUGACAAGAUGACACAACCAGCACAAGACAUAGAACAAAGAAAUGUCUUGGAAGAAAAAGAAUGCAUUUACGAGAAGUUUCAUAUAUUUGAUUUCUGUGACAAUGUAAAAUUCCAGGCAGGUUGGAGUAAAAUUGUAACAGCAGUUCCAGAAGAAAGACAAGAUGCUGAAUGUCUGAAGGCUAAACUUUUCUUUUAUUCAAAGUUGUAUGGAAAAGUAACAAAAGAGGGAUAUGAACAAUGGCUGAAGGAUCAUUCCAACUCCAUACAAGAAGGUGAAGUUUCAAAAACAGAAACUGGAAAAAGUUCUUUGGAAUCAGAAUCAAAUUCAAAGACAGAUGAUCUUGUGAAAAUUGAAAUUAAAUCUAGGACAACUGACACACAAGUGGAAGUGCUUGAAAGCAAUGACCUUGACCCCGUCGAAAAGAAAGAUGGUGGUCAGAGUGAGAACCAUCUAACUUCCGAAUUAAACAAGGGAGAUAACUUAGAUACAGCUCAAAGUUCUGCAUUGGAAUUCAGUAGAAUUGCAGAAAUGAUUGAAAAAGGACUGACAUUACCAGGCAUUGAAGAAUUAAACAUCAAACCACUAGAAAUUGAUCCAAAUCCAUCGGAAAUGGAGAGACUGAAAAAACCAUGGGAGAAUUAGUUCUUUUUUAAGGUGUGUAAUGAUAACGUGACAUUGUACCAAACACCAGGAGUGCUUAAAGUGUCACACUGGUGUGUGGGACCUAAGAUUUUUGACAUCAGAUUUCAGUGAUGUCACAUAAAAUGAAAAUCCCUAAUGCACACAUUCUUUUAAUUUCAACUGAAGAUUGAAUUGAUGAUGAGAUAUCCCUCCAGAUUGUUUGAUAAAAUGUUAUCAUAAUUCAGAGAAAUUAAUGUAUAUUUUCCUUAUCAAAUUGCCUUAAUUUAUAUGAUGAUUUUAAUGUGUUAGAAUGUAUGAUAAUUAAAAAUUACUGCAAUUGGUUUGAAAGGAGAAUGAAUGAAUUUGAAUUUAAUUUGAAUGGAUUACCGAUGAAAUAGUUUAAUGCCAAAGCAAUAGUCCUAUCUAAUUAUUCAUUCUAGAAAAGUUCAGAAAUGUUUUAAAUAAAAAAAUAUUUAACCAG
Messenger RNA from Pecten maximus, 1262 nucleotides. RefSeq lists its product as uncharacterized. The coding region runs from base 167 to 802 and encodes 211 amino acids. The record is from RefSeq and is a predicted model, not a curated record. NCBI's taxonomy places the organism in Eukaryota, Metazoa, Mollusca, Bivalvia, Pectinida, Pectinidae. The transcript has 5 exons.